UUGGUGUGGUGGCCAAUCCAAAGAAAGACUGUCCAGGAGUCAAGAAAAUGGCUUCUGGUAUUCUGGUGUUGGAGAUGAGGAAAAGUAUAAUAUGGUGAUGUUUAAUCACAGUUUAUAGUAUCGAAGGAUACAUUAACACUCUCUCAUCAUCCCUGCUAACAACAUUUUUCAUAUGUAACUUCAAAAAAAUGAAUUGUCAUCAAAUAUUAAGUGGUGCUUGUAAUGCAGGCGAUCGCUGCUUUGCUGUGGGAAGUGUUGAGGGUAUACCAUUUACGGCAUAUGCUGCUGGUUGCAACAUUGUUAUUUUGGCAAGUACUUUUGAACGUGUGCAAAUUGUACCAGGUGCUUGGCAUAACUAUGUCAGAAUCAGCUGUGUGGAUUGUUCUACAGACACAGGAAAAAUUGCUGCAGCAUAUGAGAAUCAAGUUUGCAUAUAUGAACCUACACCACUUAUCCACAACACUAGUGCACAUCAACUGGACUACAGAUGGGUGCAGACUGGCAGCUUGCAAACGGAAUCUCACAUCAGCUCACUCUCUUGGAACCUAGAAGGAACUCGUCUUCUCACUGGUGGGGAAAUUCUGCAACUUUGGCAUCAGCAUGUUGCUUUGAUGGAGGAUGAUUCUGAGACAGCUCAAGGUCCAGGUGUGACAUUUGAAAUAGGAGAGGAGACUCAACCACAGCAGCCCUCUGGUCAAGAGGAGGAAGAUCGAGGAUGGGAAUCUGUGUGGAGUUGCCGCACUGCAACUCCUGUCUUCCACAUGUCCUUCUCUCCAGAUGGCACUCUCUUUGCUACUGCAGGCAAAUCUGACCGUCUAGUUAAGAUAUGGUUUGAGAACAAGCAAUUGCUGUUUCCAUCCAAGAGUGUGGAUCAGUCGAUGUCAUAUGGUGGCCCAUCGACUGUGAAUGAAGUCAACUAUGGCUUCGUAUACAUUGCACACCCACGGGCUGUCACCAACUUGUCCUGGAGAAAAACAAGCAAAUAUAUGCCCAAAGGUUCCGUCUCCAACAUGUUGGUGACAUCUUGUCGUGAUAACAUCUGCCGAGUGUGGGUUGAGACAGUUCUUCCAGAUGAUGGCCUUGUCAACAUGAACCAGUUUGAUCCCCUUGCUACUCAGAACCCCAAGUUUCGCACUCACCGUCACAAACACCGCUUCAUGCAGCGGCUUAAACACAUGAAAACUUGUUUCCACAUCCGUCGAAACGCCAAACAUCAGCAGAACCAAGGUAAUAAUCUCCUUGGGACUGGCUCUCCCAUCCCUACUCUCCCUUCCACAUACAGUGUCCAUGAUUUCCACAGUUAUGGCUACCACGGAACAGGCGUUACUCCAGGCCUCCACUUCCAUCUGGCUGCAAGCAUCAAUGCAGAAACAGACAUUCCUCUUGUUCCAAGCCUAAUAACUGGGGAUCCAGAUCGAGAACCGAACUUCAUCCUGCAUUGGCUCAACAACAAGGAAAUGCAUUUUUCACUCCAAGCAGAAAAUAUAUUGCAGGAAUUAACCAGAAAAGUUGUAGAAAAGGAGGAAGGUGGUGACAUUAAUCGGGAAAAUAUGGAAAAUCAUGAUUCUGAACAUGAUGAUCAUUCACCACGAAAACGAACUGGCAAAAUUGGCAAGUCACAGUCCCAAGAAGAGAGCAGUGAUGAACAUCACAGUAGUUUUCCCUCAAGCAGUGCUCAUAGCCACCAGUCUCUUAGUGCCACAACAUCCAUCAACUCACUAGCAACAGAUUCUGGACCAACAAUGGCACAGGCUCCAGACUCACUUGACAUGAAAAUUGAAUGUUUGCUGCGAGACUGGCAUCAUAGCCCUGAUCUCCUGUUUUCAAUUCAUCCCAUAGAUGGCAGUUUCUUAAUUUGGGUUGUUGAAUGGCUGGAUGAAUAUCACCCAGGAUCAUUCCGUCAAGCUCAAGUAUCUUUCUCGACUCGCAUUCCCAGUGCAUUCCCUCUGGGGGAUGCAAUGACAAUGUCCACAAAUGUGUGUCUUUACAAUGCAUAUGGUUGUCACCUCAACUAUCGUGAUGUUUUGAAACCUCCAGCAUCGAACAAGGGUCCAGUAAAUGGACCUGUAAAUGAUUUAGAACCUUCCACUCCCUUGCCAAGUGUAAUAGAAGAGGAAUCAGAUUUGAAUUUGAAUGUCCCUGUCAUGGAGAUAACGCAGCAGACACCAAAUUUGAAAGUAUCAAGUCCCAAACAUGGAGGUUCUGCCAGCUCGGCAGGGGAUGAAUCAGGGAAUGGAGGCAGCUUGUCAGAUGUGGUGUCUGCUGAUCCCUCUCCAGCUAUCUCUAUGGUGUCAAAACAUUCCAAUGGAACUUUGAAUUUAUGGCAGCUGACAUUUGCAGACCAGACCAAGUUCUCACAGGUUCUGAGCAUAGGACACUCAUCUCGAGCGUCAGGACACCGCUUUCGGGUAAAUGACAUCACGUGUCAUCCAGUUCUGCCACUCCUCCUCACAACAUCUCAUCACAACAUAGCAGACUUCCCCUUAUCACCACCAGGCAACAUCGCAGUAGAUGAUUCUGUGAACCCCAUGGUAAAAAACAAGGAUAUUGCUGUACCUACAGGUUUCUGCAGUGAAUUAAUUCUAUGGCGAGUUGAUGCAGUUGGUCCACUCUCUAAAUCUGGAGGAGUGUCAGAGUUGGCCAGAAUAAAUUCUCUUGAAAUAUCAGCCUUUUCCAAUGUUGCAUGGAUACCAACAUUACUACCAAGCACUACAUUAGGCAACCUUUCAAAUUCCCCAAGUGCAUGCUUUGUUGCAUCAGAUGGCAAGAGCUUGCGUGUUUACCAGGCUGUGAUUGAUGCUCGUACUCUACUUGCCGAAGUGUCCAGCUCAGAGCGCAGGAGUAGAAUGAUGGAUUCAAUGGUGAGCUUGUCGACUGAUACCUCUUCUGAUGAUGGUAUGAAACAUUCAUCUCUGCAUGAUAAGAUAAAGAUAGUAUCACAGCAGUCCACUGCUAGGCCAGGCUGUGUUAUUCAGCUGGAUGCUAUUUCUGAUGCAACUCAUGAUUGGCAGAACACCCAGUUCCUACAUGUGUUUCAAGAGCAGCUAAUUACAGGAGAACGUGCAGAGGAGAAGGGUAGUGAUGUACGUGAUGUGGGCCAGGAGAGUGAUGUUAGUUUGAUGGAAACACAGCUAGGAGCAAUGGUUGAUCUCCAGCAGGCUUCAGUGUUUGAGGAACCAUUCUACAUUGUUGUGCUGGAAAGGACUAACAAGGGAACAGUUGUGCACAUGUGGAGGCUUGUGAUUGCCUCACAGCCAGAAUCCACAGAAAUGACAGGCAGUAUGAUGUAUGUGCCAGACAGUCAACUUGUGCAAGAUGAUGAUGAGCCUGAACCAACUGGACGAUCAGCUAGCACAGCAGAUGCUGACCACAUAGGCCAUGAUGAAAAUCCAACAGCUGUCCAGACAUCUCAUGUUGUGAUAACUACUACUAAGGUCUGUACCCAGGACCUUCCUCUGCCUGAUGGAGUGGAAGUGGUCCAUGCAUCUCCUGCUGCUGGACAUCUCAGCUCUGCUUCCAUCUAUCCAGCCUGCUUUGCUCCUUACAUCAUUGUAACAGCAUGUUCAGAUAGCACUGUUCGGUUUUGGAAGUGCAAGUAUAUGAAGUCAGGUGAAAAGAAGAAAACUUAUGAAUGGUGUGAAUGGGAGAUGAUUAGGAAAGAUCCCGAGUCCACCAUUGACAUUUCAGGUCAACCACUCAAUGUCAGUGCUGCAUACAGUGGACGGAUAGCCUGUGCAUACAAGUAUGGAAGAUCUUUCACAAGGCCUUCCAAGAAUGAUCCAGAUUCACGAUAUGUCAACUUGUGUGUUGCUAUCUAUGAAUGUGAAAGUACUGGAGGGUCAGAAUGGGUUCUGGAGGACACAAUUCACCUAAAAAACAUCCACUUACCUCGAAUUCAAGUAGAUCCACACCUGGACCUGAGCUAUUUGUAUGACAGUCGGUUCCUACAAAAGAAGCAGCGUCUCAGUCACAUUUUGCAAACAUUCUCAUCAGAAGAUGUUCGUAGUCCACUGAAGAAUGGAGAUCAGAAUGAUCACACCAACCUACAUAAGACAUCUGGUGGUUUGUUGGCAGUCCCUAGCUUUAGUACUCUGCAGUCACUUCGUAAAUCUAUCAUUGAAUGUGGUAACACUUGUCCAUUGACUCAGAAACACCUUGUUCAACUUGACUGGGUAUCCAAAGAAGAUGGUUCUCAUAUUCUUACUGUAGGAGUUGGCAGCAAGGUGAUGCUCUUCACACCUGUAUCAAGUGACCUAGCACAGGCCAAUAUGAAAGCCAUGAAGGAAUCCCAGUCUGCAAAUCGUCCUAUUCUCAGGAAAGCCUCUUCCUUAGCGGCCCCGCAGUUUGUUGAUGAAAUCAGAUGGAUGAAGCUACGUAAAAUAGACUUGAUUACAGCAGAUGGCCUUCCUCCACUGCCCAUGCAGAUCUCAUGGGUUCGUGAUGGAAUACUUGUUGUAGGGAUGGACAGUGAAAUGCAUGUAUACUCUCAGUGGAAGCCAAACUUUUCUGUUGGAUGUGACCGAAAUGGUAGACUGCAUCAUCAGGAAUCUGAUGAACUUCAAGACACUAGAAAUCUAAGAGAUGAAGACUUACGAAACUUAGCUCAGGAAACUUCACAACGCCGACUAGCAAAUGUCAGUUCUAUGCCACAUCUUUCACGUGUGAGCUCAAUCAAUCUCACCAUGUUGGAUAGUAAGAAGAAACGAGGUGCAAUAGUUCAAUCAGAACAGAUGAACAAUGUAGACUACAUGCCAGACUACGGAUUGUUCGAAGCAAGUCGCAUUGCUUGUCCUGUUUUACCCCAGUACCACCCUAAGCAGCUCAUGGAACUCCUUAAUUCAGGCAAGAUACGCUGGGUCAAGGCUAUCUUAGCCCAUCUAGUCAGAUGUAUUUCUGGCACUUGCAUUGUACGUCAAGGAGGGAGCACUGAUGAAGAAAAUCUGGUGAGGCAGAGAGGGUGGUCCCGUUCACGUACAUUGUCAGUCAGCUAUAUUGGAGCAGGUACGACAAGUCCAUUGGAACAGCGAGGCUCUACUACUGCAAUACCAGAGGAAUUGACACUUGACUACGCAGAAAUCACAUCUAUUCCUCCACUACCUCUGUGGACUUUGCUGGCAGCAGACAAGGAAACACCAACCAUGAGUUCUCAGAUGAGUGAAAAUCAGCAGGAUUACAGUGACUUGUUUGAUGGAAACUUGGCAAUGGCAGAUGAAUCCCUUGAUGAGUUACUAGAAGAUGAUCCUGAUUCACCAAGGAGGCAUGAUCGUCGCCCGUCUGUCAAUCAGGAGCGACAAGGGCUUUCUCAUUUUGGACCUAGACAAGGACGGCUACUGUCACGCUUACUUACUCACACACAUCUCCCUGGUUUGUCAAGUCUGGACCAGAUGCAUCUUCUUGCUUUGGCAGACACAGUGUCAACUUGCAACACUGACUUUGCUGAACGGUUUGCUAUUGAUGCUGCAAAAACUGCUAUUGCUAAAGAAAAUUUGUCAGGGAUGCCAGAAGGGGAAGACAUUUCUUCAGAUUCUUUGGAUGACUGUGGAUUGAGAUUUUUGUUGGCAAUGAAGCAUUAUAACUAUUUAUUACGAUGCUUGCCAAUUGCUCAGCGAGCUCAGUUCCAGCGCCAGGGUGUUGCCACCAAUAACCUGGUAUGGGCUUUCCAUUCUGAGAGUGAGGAGGAAUUGCUUGCUCUCAUUCCAUCAUAUGCUAAAGGCAGUCCUAAGUGGUCCAUUUUGAAGGAACUGGGUGUUGGAUGGUGGCUCCGAAACCACACACUGCUCAAAACGUGCAUAGAAAAGGUCGCAAAAGCUUCAUACAUGGUGAAACAGGAUCCUUUGGAUGCUGCUAUUUUCUAUCUUGCCAUGAAGAAGAAGAGUCUUGUUUGGGGACUGUUCCGUUCAAAGAGAGAUGACCGCAUGACUCACUUCUUCUCUAAUAACUUCUCAGAUAAUCGGUGGCGAAAGGCAGCUCUUAAAAAUGCAUUUGCACUGCUUGGGAAACAGCGAUUUGAACAUGCUGCUGCAUUUUUCCUUCUGGCUGGAGCUUUGCGAGAUGCAAUUGAGGUGUGCCUGAACAAGCUUGAAGACUUCCAGCUAGCAAUGGUGAUUGCACGCCUUUAUGAAGGAGAGCUUGACUCAACUCCUCCAAAUCUACGACGACUUUUAUAUGAAGAAAUCUUGGGCUGUGAUAGUGAAGGUGGGAAUCAGUCUUUGGCCGAGGCCCACCCUGAUCCUUUCUUGCGAUCCAUGGCUCUCUGGAUUCUGAAAGAUUACACAGGAAGCCUCAAUACCUUGUUGCAAACCAACACUGGCUCCAUGCAUCCACAGUACUCUGACAGUGAUGAUAAGUUUGAGGGUUCAUCAGCUAACCCAAAUGUGUUCAACUUCUAUGUAUACCUGCGCACACACCCACUGCUGAUUCGUCAGUAUAUUGCUUCUACUGCUCAGGAUAAGAAGACUGCUCAUGCUGUUGUUCUGUCUGGCUUCAGUUAUGGUUCUGAUGCCAAACCAAGCAAUCCAGACAAACAAUUACUAUUGGAGGACUCCAUCACACCUCUUGAGCGCCAGUUGUACUUCACAACAGCUCAUGCCCACUUCAAAGCUGGAUGUCCUGCACUUGCAUUGGAAGUACUGUCAAAGCUGCCCAGCAAAGUGAUUGAUGCGAAUGGGAAUGACUCACCAAGUUUGCUGAAUAGUCCUAGUAAGGUGAGAAUUGAGGACUCACAAAUCAACACUGGAAUUCUGAGUUGGGGUGAUACUACAGAUUCACAAAGAAAUAUAGGCACUUCUUCUAGCUUGGAAAUGUCUAAUCACGUGUCCUCGUUACCUGACUGGUCUCAACCGGUUACUCUAGCUGAAGAGUCACUACAACUGAAGUGGGAUGAUGAUGAUGAUGAUGAUGAUGAUAACAGUGAUGAUGAUCAGAGCCAGAGACCACUAGAGAUGAAGAUUGACCCAACGAAAUCAGCAGAGAAAACCAAUGAUGUAAAAGAUGCAGUGGAAAAUGGAGGCCAACUAGACAUUAUGGCCCAACAGCUGAAGUUUGUAGCAUGCCUCAAGAUUCUGAUGGAAGAACUUUCAACACUAGCAACAGGGUUUGAGGUGGAUGGAGGCCAGUUACGUUACCAUCUAUAUGUGUGGCUUGAGGCACUGAGGCAGCUGUGCAAUUACAGCUUUGGGGAUAUAGAGUCAUCCAAUGCUGAUGAAGGCAUAUUGGAUACAACACAAGACUUGCGUGACCACAAUGCAACACCUACCAUGAUGAUGCGGCCAGGAGAGAAACCAACACUUCAUGAGAUACUUAUGGCUGAGAAGAUGGACUUUGAGGCUAAGGUCCAACGAGCAGCAAAACGAAAGAAAUGGCUGAAAGCAAACGAGACUUUACUGCGAACUCUACUGAGCUACUGUAGCUUGCAUGGAGCCAGUGGUGGUGGGCUGGCAUCAGUGCGCAUGGAGCUUGUGCUUCUUCUUCAAGAGCUGCAGCAGGAGAAGACACAGCAGCAGCUGUUGUCGCCACUUCCUUUUCCGACAACUCUACCUCUGUUAUCUGCCAGUGUAGCAUGUAACAAGACUGUUGUAGCUGACCCUGUACGACAUCUGCAGGCACAAGCACAAGAUUUGCUUCAGACUAUAGUGGAAUUACGGUCUCCUCCAAUGCCUUCACGGACACACUUUAGUGAAGUGGUGGUUCUGCGUGAUCUUGCAGUAGCUAUGUCAGCGUGCAUCUACCAGUCCCUCUGUGACUCUGACACUUUCAGUGUGAAACAACAGACUGACAACUUCCAGAGUUAUGGUCUGGAGUCCCUAGCACACCUGAAUGUUGUCUGUCCAAGCAGUCACUUGAUAGCAGGUCAUACACGGCGGCGCCGGUAUAGUAGUGAUGAACCACUACAGGUUACCACUCAUCCUUGCAAAUGGCCUGGAGUAACAAACCUCAGAGCCUUAUUAGCACGAGAAAAGGAUGAGGACACGCCACGUCUCAGUGUGCUGCUGUGUGAGGCAUUUGUUGCAUCAUACAUGAGCCUCAUUGUAUAUGCCCUUGCAACGUGCGAUUCCCUCAUCCUGUACCGACUUGCAGGACAGAAGUUCACUAAUCAGACUUGGGCAGUGCUGUUUGGUGGUGGAGUCAAGAAACUUCUCAAAGUUGCUACAAGUAGUAAUUCUACCACACAGUCACAAGGAAGCUUGGAAAGGGAGCCAAGUGGCAGUAGUGAAGGAGGGGUUUGGACCACCAUGACUAGUCUUACAAAACAACGAGUACGUCUGAAUAUGAAACUUCUUGGGCAAUUCACUAGCCAGCCAGGGACACCUCUUAUGAAGGAAGAUAAACCUACAUAUAGGGAACAGUUUGUCUCACCUGAAAUGUCUAUGGUUUCAUACUUUCUCCUUAAGCCACAGUUACCAACAGAAGCAGAAUAUGUGGACUAUGAUUCUGCUGACUCAGCUGUCAGUGAUUUGGAUGAUGAAGAGGAGGAAGAAGAUGUGUUUGAUGGAACAACCACAAAUCCUAAAGGUCCAGACAAGGAGAACACAGAACACUCAAACCCUAGCAGCUACUCAUGGUGCGUAAUGAGGCUUGCCAUUAUGAAACUGGUGCAGCACCAGCUGCAAGAUUUUCUCAAUGUGGCAGGCAUUGAGAUACAGGAGUUACCUGUAUGCAGCCCGCUGAUUCACAGCACUCUGCGUGUUGUAACCCAAUGGCAGGACAUGCUGAAAGACGAGUUGGAUUUACGUAGGCCUCCCCCUGCCGACUACAUUCCUGGCUGCUUUGUGGAGACAACUGCUGCAGGGCCAGCCAUACACAAGUAUCGCUCCCUUCUGGAGAAGUGCAACACCCCCUUUCAUCCAAGACAUGCAUCAGCAGCUCCGGUUCGUCGGUUAUGGAGCUUUCUUGUGAGGCAAGAGCAGGUGCAGGACAUCUUUAUCAGAUCAGUUUUUGGGAAGCGGAGGUCUGUUAUGGCUACAAUGGAUACACCUUCUGCAACAGAUGGUGGUAUGAAAAUGACUGAAGACAAAGGGUCAGACUCUGGAACCUCAUUGCCUGAACCUGUUAGGAUCAUCCACAAGGAACAAGAUUCCAUUUCUGCAUUCUGCCUCAACCAGGUGAAUGCAGGACUAUUGGCUCUAGCUACACCACGAGAAGUGCAGGAGAUGGACAUUUCAUUAUUGUUGGAGCAUCCAUCAUGGCUGGAGGAUGAGUGUGAAUUUGACAUCGUAAAUCUUACACGGGAACCUGAGACACUACCAGCCUCUAGUUUCCUGGUAAUUCAGACAGCAGCUGACCGACCCAUGCUGGCUCAGUCUUCCUCUGCUGUACAAAACUAUGCAAGCAACCCAUCCAGUCCUCAGCCUGGACUGGGUGGUCAGACAGGCAGAGGAGCAUCAGUGAUGAAAGGCCUCAACUUUCCUGGGUCACAUGACCCACAGUUCUGUCAGUUGGUCAUUGACCGUAGCCGCCACUUAUUAAAACCGAUGCUGAAGCACCGAGUGGAUGGAGUUCGCAGAAUAAGCUCACAUCCCCUUCUUCCAUUAUAUCUAACAGGUUCUCAGGAUGGUUCAGUGCUCAUGUGGGAGUGGGGCCACUCUCAGGCAGUUUCUGUUCCCCGACCACCUGGGACAUUUGCUAAAGUGACAAGAGUGCGGUUCAGUGAACAUGGCAACAAGUUUGGUGUUGCUGAUGGUGAUGGGAAUCUCAGUCUUUGGCAAGUUGGCUUAGCAAGCAGUGCCAGUCGUCCCUUUUUUACAUACCAAUGUCACAACAAGGUAACCAGUGACUUCAUAUUCCUAGGAUCUUGCAGUAUGAUUGCCACAGCUGGCCAUAGUUCAGAGAAUAAGAAUGUUGCAUUGUGGGAUUCACUUUUGCCUCAGAAAAAAGCUCUAAUUACUGCCUUUUCAUUCCAUGACCAAGGAGCAUCAAGUCUGGUUUAUGCACCACAGCAUCAGCUGGUAAUUUCUGCUGGCAAGAAGGGUGAUGUGUGUGUUAUAGAUGUACGUCAACGUCAGCUGCGCCAUCGAUUCCAGGCACAUGAAUCUCCCAUUAAGUGCCUAGCCAUUGAUCCUGGUGAGGAAUUCUUUGUAACAGGCUCAGCUGAUGGAGAUAUCAAGGUGUGGGGUCUUUCUGUACACACAGCUCUAUAUUCAUUUGCUGGGGAGCAUGCCCGUUCAAGUUUCUUCAAGAACAUUGGGCAGGGUGUGACACAACUUCAUGUUGACUCUGCUUCAAGGUUAUUUUCAUGUGGUGCUGAUGGAUCCAUGAAAGUGCGACAGCUGCCGGAAAGAGAUUUAGUGGUGCAGACUUUGUACUAGGUGGAUAUACUCACAUUGCAGUACUAGUGGUGGUACAAGCAUUCAGACUUCCAUUUUUAAUGAUAACCAGUCAUUGUGAGAAUUAAUUAAGAUUUCCUAGCAAGCAUUAAUCUGGUUAAUAAAUUGUCUGUAUGAGUUUUUCAGAACAGUGCGUUGAAUUAUUUUCAAAAUGUGGCUUGUAGGAGGAAUGAAUCAGUAUGGCAGUUUACAAUUUUUUCAAUUUUGAUUUAUGGGAUUUUUUAAAGACUUUCUCAUGUUAUAUGCCUAUGCCUUAAUGGUGAGUUUGAAACACCCUUCAUGUAUAUGGUUCAUGGCUUUUGGUGUCAUGGUGUCAUUGCAUAAGGUGAAUUAAAUUAUUCUUCAGAGAAAUUCUAUACAAAACCACAGCAUUUUUACUGUGAACUCAGAUGAACUUUCAUAUCUUUUUGUUCCAUGUAGUUGAUUUUAGUCUGCUUGUACUUACAGGAUGAUGAAAGUGUGACUUGUUUAAUAAUCAUCAAACACCAAAAGUUUUCCAAUCUAUUUAACCCAUUUGAUUAACAUUACAAGCAAUCAUUCAAUCAAAAUGCAAAGAAAAUUUUGUUGGAUUAUAAUAAUAUGCAAGGUCUUAUUUUGAAAAAAUAUAAUAAUAAUGUGUUACUAGAAUUUGUUAUUAAUCCCAUUAUAAUACUUGUUUAUUUAAGAUAAAGAGCAUAUAUAAUUAUAAUAUUGAGAUAUGAUAUCUCAUAUAAAGAUUAGAUGUCUUGCAGAGGAGUCCUGUGAUUACUAUGUUAGAAAGGGCCUAGUCAACUUAUAAUACAUUUAUAGUUGAAUCUUUGUCAUGUACGCAUGAGAAUGUUAUGGACUUUAAAGUCUAGCAGACAUAAAAGAUUGAAUUAUAUUUUAUGUCUGACCAGUAAGUAUGUUGGUGGCAUUGAAAGUACAGCUGAAAUGCCAUUUUGAAUGGAAAACAUGUCAUAAUUGGCUUGUGAUUGAAGCAGAAGUGUCAGUCACUUGUUGGUGAUUACCAAACAGUGAUAAUAACUGAAUUUAGAAUCCCUCAGAUUGAACUUACAAUCAUUUGAGAGGUACAUAUAAUUGUGUAACCUUUCAUCAGUGUGCUGUGAAUAUUCAUGUAACUUUGUAGUGAUCUUGAAGGUUCGGUGAGGUCUAGUCUUCUCAUCUCCAGCAAACUCUAUAUUAUGUUGUUGAUCAUCUCUUAGCACGUUAUAUUGGCAUAAAUGUGUGCAUAUUUACCUGUGUAUUAUAAUAAGGGAGGCUAUAUGCAUUUGGAAUUAGCAGUUGCAUUGAACUGAUGUUGUUUUGGCCUUCCGCAGAUCUCGGCCUUAAAAGAGGGAUUUGGCUUAGCUUAUUAAUUACAAUAAUGAGCAUAGGGCUGAAACAUUCCAAUGUAUUUGUGUGAGAAUUAUGUGGUAGUGGUGCCAAAGUCAUAUUUAAUUAUUGUUAUAAGAUGUUUUAUUGAUUUUCUUGUGAUCCAGUUUCCAAUAGACAUUUUCCACUGAACAUUGUUUCUGUGAGAUAUUCUAACAACCCUCAUCAUCACAGAGUUGUGAUUAAUAAUUUAUUACCAGCAGUUGUUGUUGCAUUAGCAAAGUUUUUUAUUUAAGUAUUUUACAGUAUUUUAAAUAUAACAAUUCACACUUGAUGUAAAUUAUCAGUAUAUAGUGUAAAUUUGUACAUAAUUAGAAUAAUUAUGACAUUACAUUCACAGGCAAGUGAACAAGAAGAAGGCAAAUGUUCAACAUAUCCAUUCAUUUUAUAACGUUUGUCAUUGAUUUUAGUUCGUGAAAUUUAAAAACUUGUGUGGAAGGGAUGAGCAACUACAUGCAUUUUAUUAGUAGCUAUUAUUACUGGAUCUUUGGCAACAGUAUCACAUGGAAACUGAGUAUUAGGGAACUUUGAUAAUUUAUAAAAAUAUUUGGAUUUGUUUUACAUUAAAAAUUAUUGGACUCUGUUUCUUUUGCAGUAAUUGCAUUUUUAUACAUUAUCAAUGUUAUACAGACAUGGGGAAGAUAGUGAGGUGCUUUAAUCACAUCAAGUUUGAAUAUGAAAUAUAAUGAAAAAAUUGUUAUACCAUUUAUAUUAUGGUACACUUCCUAUAAUUUGUUGUUAUUUGUGGUAUAUAUUUGUAUGACACAGGCAGAUGUUAGAUUUUGCAGUCUGGAGUGGGUAUGUAAUGUUAAUCUCCAUAUAUAAUAACUCUUCCUGAUUUCUGUAGUCAUUUUGGUCAUAUGUGGUAUCAAAUCUUACAAAACAUUUUAAAAUGCUCUAGAGAUACACCACUGCUGAUGAUUACAAUAUUCUUGCACAUAUAAAUUGGACUGUGUUCUCUACAUAAAACAAAUUGAUGCCACAUAUGUAGUCAUACUAUAUUAUUGUUGUUGAAAAUUUGUAAAUAUUAUCAUAUAAUAAUCACACAUAUAUACUCCUACAACUUUAUGAGGACAAUACAGUGUUUGAGAAAUAUAAUUACAUGAAAUUUCUGUUACUCAGUUAUUAACUACUGUUUUAUGUAUCUUUCCAAAUGUAAUUUUCUCCUUCUUAGUGGUUCAUUGAGCUCAAUUUUCUGGUGGUUUUUUGGUUUAUUGGCAGAAUACUAAUUUAUCUGUAGCAUACAUGUUAUUGUUGAUGUUAUGUAGGUGAUUGCAGUAUUCGGUGAAAGUAUAAAAGUUGUGCCUGAUGACACUGAAGCUGUUGCUGCUGCCUUCAUUGUCCCCCCUCAAGAAUGAAGUAAGGUACACAAUGUGCUUGUUGGUUUGCUUUUUUUUUUUUUUCUGUUUGUUUCUAAUAAGAGUUGUCCAUUCAGGUGAAGACCAUGUGUUCAACAAGGGCACCUAACCUAUUUGUAGUUGAGAACCAUAGUUCUGGCCGAGAGGCCAUUAAUGCAGUGGGAAUGGGACAUAUUCAUGUUUCUAGUUUAAUGAUACAGGCAACUCUCGGUUUACAAACGAGUUCCGUUCCAAGACGUUGUUCGUUAUGUGUAUCUUGCAUUCCUGAGCUUUUACAAUUCGUAUCAUAUACGUUAGCAGCCAUUUUAAAGAAUUAAAACCAUGUACUAAACAUCGAAUGGUCUAUACAAUACGUCUUAUUAUAAUGUAUGCAUUAUGGUUUAUCGUAUACGAUACGUAACGUACGCCACGCAGAGUGGCAUGUAGACCAACUUUUCUUCCUGGCUAGAUUAGUUUUAUUAACCAAGAACAGUUCAGUAUAAUUAUCAUAUAAUAAUUUUCUGACAAUUAUUGUAAUAAAUACAUUUUUUACAAGUUUAUUUAUUUAAAUCUUACAAUCAUGUUCACUAUACAUUUGGCAUUUCAUUUUAUAAGGAACUCUAUCUAUUGACAACUUUAAGAAAUUUUGAAUGAAUUGUGACAUUCGUUGUAGUGAGUGUUCAUAAACCGAGAGUUGGCUGUAUUUUGAUUUAAUGUACAUAGUUUGUUCUCAAGUUUCUGUAUCUUUUCCUCUAGUUGUUAAUAUUUGAAAUAUUUCACACAAUAACUGAAAUCAAUCUUCCAUGUUCCUAAUGUAGUUCAGCCUCUCCCUUCAAAUUGGUAGCUCUUGUCUCCACUUCCCCCUUUCACUGUCUAUGUGAAGAUUGUUUUAUAAUUAUAUAUAUGAACACUGGAUAUAAGUAUAUACACAACACACCAAGAAUGUAUGAUGCUACAGAAAUUAAAUAAAGACCCACUAUGUUAUA
Messenger RNA from Zootermopsis nevadensis, 13998 nucleotides. RefSeq names its product rabconnectin-3 alpha (gene Rbcn-3A). Gene Ontology annotation, cellular component: RAVE complex. Gene Ontology annotation, biological process: vacuolar acidification. Gene Ontology annotation, molecular function: protein binding. The record is from RefSeq and is a predicted model, not a curated record. NCBI's taxonomy places the organism in Eukaryota, Metazoa, Arthropoda, Insecta, Blattodea, Termopsidae.